This is a messenger RNA of Struthio camelus australis, 1917 nucleotides long. It is a transcript of the gene SPON2, whose product is annotated as spondin 2. NCBI's taxonomy places the organism in Eukaryota, Metazoa, Chordata, Aves, Struthioniformes, Struthionidae. The record is from RefSeq and is a predicted model, not a curated record.
CAUCUACCCAGCAUCCAGGAGAAUUUACAGACCAGCUCAGCUGCCAGCAAAAGCAGGUGCUCUCCCCCUACCAGUGCUCCAGAGGAAAUAUUUAGGAAUGGAAAACCUGAUGUUUGUCUACUGCUCCUGUAAAGUUACCUGGACAUUGCUUAUAACAAUUCUAGGUUAUGCCAGCAGCUUGCCUGUGGGUGAUGAUUCUAUUUGCACAGCAGAAGAACUUGCUAAGUACAGCAUAAUCUUUACAGGGAAAUGGAGUCAGACUGCUUUCCCUAAGCAGUAUCCACUUUAUAGGCCCCCAGCACAGUGGUCAUCAAUGCUAGGUGUUACUCAUAGUUCUGACUACAGCAUGUGGAAAAAAAAUGAAUAUGCCAGCAAUGGUGUUCGUGAUUUUGCUGAAAAGGGUGAAGCAUGGGUAUUAAUGAAGGAAAUAGAAGAAGCUGGAGAGAAAAUUCAAAGUGUACAUGGAAUCUUCUCUGCUCCUGCCAUUUCCAGUGGUACAGGACAAACUUCCACUGAACUAGAAGUGCAUUCAAGACAUCCUUUAGUUUCAUUUGUUGUUCGAAUUGUGCCAAGCCCCGACUGGUUUGUGGGUAUUGACAGCCUAAAUCUCUGUAAAGGAGACCACUGGAUGGAAGAAUUAUCGAUAGAUCUGUUUCCAUAUGAUGCUGGAACUGACAGUGGUUUCACGUUUUCCUCCCCAAAUUUUGCCACUAUUCCACAGGACACAGUAAAAGAGAUCACUUGCUCCUCUCCAAGCCACCCAGCAAACUCAUUUUAUUAUCCCAAACUCAAAAUUUUGCCACCUAUUGCCCAAGUAACAAUGGUGAAAUUAAAGAAAAACCAGCUGGGUCUUCCUGUCCCUCAUCUUAAUCUGCCAGCUAAAAGCAAUGAAAUAGUAGACUCUCUCUCAGAAACACCACUGGACUGUGAGGUUUCACAAUGGUCUUCAUGGGGUCUCUGUAGAGGUUCUUGUGGAAAAACAGGGUCCAAGAUCAGAACUCGCUUUGUACUUCUUCAGCCUGCCAAUAAUGGAACUCCCUGUCCAAAUCUGGAUGAAGAAACAGGAUGUGAACCAGAUAAUUGUGUCUGAAAUAAAGAAUAAAUAAUAAUUUAGAUAAUUUAAAAGUAGGAUAAGUUUAAAUAAAUUUAAAAUACUUGUCAGUCAAUGUUCCUUCUAUUCAGGUAUGCUGAACUAUUUUACUGAAAAGGUGUAUUAGACUGGUUUUUGUAAGUUGUUUUAUCUCAAGAUUUUGAGGGGGUUAAAUUCCUAAGGUUUAGUAUGACAACAGUACUCCAUCAUUUACAGACCAGAAAACCCAAAUAAAUCCUUGUUCUAUAUACUGUAAGUUCUUGGAGUACCCUCUAGUGGCAGAAAAGAAGACAUUUGGAAAGAUUGUCGUUCACACGUAUCAACAAAGCUUUCAAUCAUAAAAUCUAAGCUAAUAUGUUUAUUAAAUACUAUAGUUUGUUGAUUUAAAGCUAUUUAUACCUAGAAAUUUAAUUUUUUUCUCUAAAUUAUGUUUAUUAUAAUUUAUUGUCUUUCUAUACAUGUUUAACAUGUGCAUUACUUCAGAAACUACUUACAUUACUCAGCAUUACCAGAUGUUUGCAGUAUGGUUGUGACAAUAAUAUAACGAAGGAAACAUGUCAUGAGUUUUGUGAAUGCAAGCAAAGGUUUGUUCUUCUCAAAUUUGAGCAAAAUAUCUACCAUAAGGACACUUAGUCAGCAAAAUUACAAGCAGAAAUCAGAAGUUUGGAUACUAGUAGGAAAACUCUAAACUUAAAGUGUUAGAUGUGGUUUAAAAACUGACUCAUGGUUGGUGUGAGUCCCUCAUGGGACAACUGUCUCAAAAAUAACUGUUAGAAAGUUAACACUGUUGACCACAACAUAAAUUAUAUCAUUCUCUUUAUAUAUGC